AGAGAUGUACGCUUGAAAGAUAGAAUAUUAUAUAUGAGCAUCUCAGUUUGAAUGGUUUUGUGUCUGCAUCUCUUUGACCGUGUUGCUUUCUCUUCCAACUCUUCAUGGCCUCAUCAAUUCCUUCCAUGGAAUUCACCGCUUUAUCGUCCUCACUCCCACGGAACUACGAUGUACUCAUCAACUUUACUGGAGAAGACAUCCAUAGAAAAUUUGUUUCUCAUCUUGAUUCUGCUCUCUCUGCUGUUGGAUUCACCACUUUCCUUCAUCACCAGAAUGCAGUGAAGCCAAUGCACAUCCAAGAACCUAUUGUCAACCUCUGUCGGGUAGCAAUUGUUGUUUUUACCAAAACCUAUUCUGAGUCUGCUUGGUGUCUUCAUCAACUUCAACAAAUCGUGAAAUGGCACGAAACUUGUUGCCAACACGUUCUGCCUGUAUAUUACGAAAUUGCGCCAUCUGAUGUACGUCUUCAGCAAGGUGAUUUUGGAAAAGCCUUUAAAGCAACUGCACACCAAACAUUUUCAGAACAAGAACUGGAGCAUGGCAUGUCCAGGUGGAGCCACGCACUCACCAAAGUUGCAAAUUGCUUUGGAUGGGAUGAGAGCAAUUACAGGAGCGAUGCUGAAGUAGUGAACAAAAUUGUUAAGAGCCUUCUUAAUUUAUCAGUCUUCUCUGCUACUAAAUUUCCAGUUGGAUUACAAUCCCGCGUGGAAAAUGUGAUUCGAACUAUCAAAAGUAAAUCCACAAAAGUUUGUAUAAUAGGGAUAUGUGGAAAGGGAGGAUCUGGUAAAACCACUCUUGCCAAAGCCAUCUACAAUCAAAUUCAAAUUACAUUCAGGGACAAAAGUUUCAUUGAAGAUAUUACACGAGUUAGCGGAAUAAGAGGGACUCUUCCUUUACAAGAACAACUUCUUUUAGAUGUCCUCAAAACAAGGGUGGAGAUACCGAGCCUUGAUAUGGGAAGUAGAAUGAUUCAGGAAAGACUUUCUGGGAAAAAGGUGCUCAUUGUACUUGAUGAUGUGCCUGAAUUUUGUAAACUUUUAGACCUACUGAAAUGUCGUAAUUGGUUUAGUGGAGGAACUGUAAUAAUCGUGACAGCAGAAGAUUUAGAGCUACUGGAAAAACAUCGAGUUGAUUAUGUUUUUCGGAUGAAGCCAAUGAAUGACAAUGAGUCCCUUGAGCUUCUUAGUUGGCACGCACUUAGAGAAGCAAAACCAAAACAAAAAGAACACGAUUACCUUGCAAGAAGAAUAGCUAUUUAUUGUCUACGACUACCUCUAAUCCUUGAAGUCAUUGGAAGUAAUUUAUUUGAAAGAACGAAAGAAGAAUGGUAUGGGGUAUUACGUGAUUUAGAAAAAAUUGGCUCACCCUCUGUUGAAAAUAAAUUGAACAUAUGCUUCAAAGGUUUACAGAAUCAAAUGGUAAAAGAUUUAUUCCUUUAUGUAUCUCGUUUCUUUGUUGGCAAGGGCAGAAACUAUGCUACGAAGAUCCUAAAUGGUUGUCAAAUAGACGUUGAUAUUGGAAUAAGAGUUCUCUUGGAGCGUAACCUCUUAAAAGUCACGAAGAACAACAAAUUUGGAAUGCAUCCUUUGCUACAAGAAAUGGGAUUAACAAUUAUUCGAGAAAUUUCAGAAAAGGAUCCUUCGAAGAACAGGCCAUGGUUGUUUGAUAAGGAUACAAAAUAUGGGACAAAAGCCACGCAAUUGUUGCUUCAGAAACUGGAUCAAGUCGAAAUGUCGUUAAAUCCAGAGUACCUGUUACAGAAACUGAGAUGGAUCAGUCCGUAUGGGUUUUAUUCAGAAUACCUUGAUAACAAAUUUUGUGCAGAUGAUGCAAUAGCAUUUGAUCAGUUCGCACCCCAGGUUUUGAGGUCGCUAAAAGUCCUUAACCUCAGUCACUCCAACUAUCUAACAACAACCCCUGACUUUACCAGACUACCAUGUCUUGAACAGCUUAUUCUGAAAUGUUGUCGAAGAUUACGCAAAGUACACCAAUCUAUUGGAUGUCUCUGCAAUCUUUUACUGCUAGAUUUGAAGGACUGUACAAGUCUAAGCAAUCUCCCGAAAGAGAUAUAUAAGUUGAAAUCUUUAAGAACACUGAAUCUUUCUGGUUGUUCGAAGAUUGACCUAAUGGAUAAAGAUAUAGCACAGUUGGAAUCCCUGACAAUUCUAAUCGCUGAAAAUACAACUGUCAAACAUGUUCCUUUUUCAGUUAUAAGCUCAAAAAGCAUUGGAUAUAUAUGCCUACGUCGAUUUGAGGGAUUGUCUCAUAAUCUUUUUCCUUCUAUCAUUCGCUCUUGGAUGUCACAAAAUAUGAAUCUCAUAUCUUACAUGCAUUUGUUUUGCAUGGAUAAGGAGGAUAAUAGUUGGGAUGAUAUUGUGCCAUCAGUUAGUAGUAGCCUUAGAAAUCUUCGAAGUGUUUUGGUACAAUGUAACACCGAGUUUCAACUAUCUAAACAAGUAAAAAGUAUUCUGGUUGAAUAUUUUGCAAAUACUACAGAAUCAGGAAUUUCAAAGCAUCGCGUAAGGUCUUCUUUGAUUGGUGUUGGAAGAUGCAAUGAAUUCUUCAACAGUGUCAGCUAUAGCAUAUCUGAGGUACUGAGAAGCAGUGAGUGGUGUGAAGUUUCUCUCCCAACUGUCAAUGAUCCUUGUUGUUUGGCCCAUAUGGGUGAGGGACACUCUGUUUCUUUCAUUAUGCCUCAAGAUCGUGACAUGAAGGGAAUGGCUUUGUGUGUUGUUUAUUUAUCAACUCCUGAAGUCAUUGAACCUGAAUUUACUACUAUCUUAAUUGUUAAUCACACAAAGUGUACAUUCCAUAUACACAACCUUGACACAAUAAUUUGCUUUAAUGAUGAGGAUUGGAAUGGUAUAAGGUCAAAUUUAGGAUGUGGAGACAGGGUGGAGAUGUUUGUGAGUUUUGGUAAUGGAUUGGUGGUCAAGAAGACUGCGGUGUAUCUGAUAUGUGGUGAAUCAAAGAACAUGGAAAAAGCGUCUGAGCCAAAGAAACAUUCUCUCACCAGAUUCAUAAAGAAAGUUGUAAUGUGACUUCUAGUAAGUCAUUUAUUUUCUGUGACAACAGCAGGAUCACUUUAGUGAUGGAAAUAAGUGUUUUCGAUUCCUAGUUAUCUUUCCCAUACUUUCCUUCUUUUUCUUUAGUGUAUGGGUUACAGUUAAGAAAUUCACGUUUAUUUUA
Messenger RNA from Vigna unguiculata (cowpea), 3189 nucleotides. Its product is annotated as disease resistance protein RUN1-like. Gene Ontology annotation, biological process: defense response; signal transduction. The record is from RefSeq and is a predicted model, not a curated record. Gene Ontology annotation, molecular function: ADP binding; ATP hydrolysis activity; protein binding. NCBI's taxonomy places the organism in Eukaryota, Viridiplantae, Streptophyta, Magnoliopsida, Fabales, Fabaceae.